UACAAAAUUUUCAAUUUUCCUCUCAAAAUUUUUACAUUUUUGGACGUUCUCGCAACUAAUUAUCGUUGGUAAGGGGAAAUUUUGAAGCUGCAGGAGAAGAAUCCACCAGAAUUCAGAUGCUGCUGUUUUUCUUCGUCUUCGGUGGUGUUAGUACACAAAAGCUAACUACGGAUGACGCCUUGAGUUAUCUUAAGCAAGUUAAGAUAAUGUUCCAAGGCCAAAGGGAUAAGUAUGACAGGUUCCUUGACGUCUUGAAUGAUUUCAAGUCUCAAAGGGGCUGUGAAAUCACCCUCAUUGGAGAAGACGAGGCUCCAACAAAACGGACGUUUGAUGAGGCUCUCAGUUUUGUGAAUAAAAUUAAGAAACGGUUUCAAACUGAUGGUCAUGUCUAUGAAUCUUUCCUAGACAUCUUGAAGAUGCACCGAGAGGAACACAGGGGGAUAGCUGAGUUCUACCAAGAGGUUGCAAUGCUUUUUGAUGGUCAUGCCGAUCUUCUCGAUGAGUUUACCAGAUUUCUUCCCGAUACUUGAGCUACUGCUCCGGCAUCUCAUGCUUCAGAGAGGGGCAGAGGCGUAUCUACCCUUUGUUUAGAUGGGGCAAUUGCUCCUCCUCACCCCACAAAUCCUUCUAAAUUUUGGUACAAAUUUCCAAAUAUAAUUAACUUCUUUACUAAAUGUCCCUUUAUUACAAUUCAUAAAAUUAUUUUCUGGCUACGCCCCUAGAGAGGGGUGUAAUUCUGGCUCAUUAGCCUUCUGAGAUGUUCACAUAAUUAAGUUGAUGCUUUUUUUUUAAUUAAAUAGAUGUUCUUGUCUGA
Salvia hispanica is the source of this 814-nucleotide messenger RNA. Its product is annotated as paired amphipathic helix protein Sin3-like 2. Gene Ontology annotation, molecular function: transcription corepressor activity. NCBI's taxonomy places the organism in Eukaryota, Viridiplantae, Streptophyta, Magnoliopsida, Lamiales, Lamiaceae. Gene Ontology annotation, biological process: negative regulation of transcription by RNA polymerase II. Gene Ontology annotation, cellular component: histone deacetylase complex; chromatin. The record is from RefSeq and is a predicted model, not a curated record.